Messenger RNA from Andrographis paniculata, 1797 nucleotides. RefSeq lists its product as uncharacterized. Bases 253 to 1521 code for a protein of 422 amino acids. The transcript is spliced from 3 exons. The record is from RefSeq and is a predicted model, not a curated record. NCBI's taxonomy places the organism in Eukaryota, Viridiplantae, Streptophyta, Magnoliopsida, Lamiales, Acanthaceae.
UGUGAAAUUUUAGUCAUUCGUGAUUUUGGCUUUGAAGUACAAUUCGUUUGAUCAUUUUUAGAUUGUCGUCUCGUUUGAAUUUUAUACGCAAGUUUUGUGCAGCCUUUUGCAUUUGAUUCUUGUUCUUUAAAUCGCCUGUUUUUUUGUUUGUGUUUGUUUUGACGAUUUAGUUCAUUCUUUUUCUUGCUGGAAAAUCCUGCGAAUCUUCAAGCUCUUUGGAUUCUGAAAUUUAUCUAAGAGGAAUUGCUUAGAAUGAGAUUGGGGAAGGGGGAAAAGGUGGAGGUCAUGAAUAGAAAGGAUUCUCCUGUUUCAUGGCACGUUGCAAAUAUCCUUUCUUGUAAUGGACACAAUUAUCAUGUGCAGUACGAUUCUUGUCCAGUUAUGCCAAAUCAACAAAUGGUUGAGACAGUUCCAAGGAAAUUUGUGAGGCCAUGCCCACCCACAGUGCAAGGUCUUGAAAAUUGUGGUGUUGGAGAUAUUGUGGAGGUGUUUCAUGAAUAUGCGUGGAAGAAUGCUGUAAUACUGAAGACUCUCGAAGGGAAAAAACAAGUUAAAAGCAAGAAGAUUCCUCUCCAAGUUGUUUCUGCAUUACGGAAGCAAUUUUAUGUGAGGCUACUUGGGAACUCUCAGGAAUUCAUCGCCGAUGGAUCAAACAUCAGGAUGAGACAUGCCUGGCAAGAUGGGAAUUGGAUUCUGAUUGGGAAGAAUUCCCGAGUAACAGAGGAGAUUGUAGCUAGCAAGCCGUCUACUUCAAAUUGUUAUCAGAAGACAAACUUCCAAACCCAACAAUUCAACAGAAGGCCUAGAAACGUUCCCCAAACCAAUUGUACAAACUCUAAGGAUGAAUCUGCAUUUGGGAAGUCUCAUAUUAUCUCAUCAAGAUCCCAGAAGAGGAUGUCUCCCUAUUGUUCCUCGGUUGUUGAAAUGCAUCAUUGCCGUGCCCAAAAAUUAAGAGUUCUUGAGAAAGAUGGCGAGAAGCAGAGAAGGGUUGCUGGCCCUAUUCUUGAAAAGGUAGAUGCUGUUGCAUACCCAAAAGAAUAUUUGGGUGAAAAAAACAUGCAUGCUUCCUUUAAAAUUGCAUCAUUUAACCAAGAACAGAGGGCAAAACUAACUGAUAAUGUUGGGGCCAAAAACUCAGGAAAUAGUUCAGACAGUGAUGCAUGUUCUGUUGGUAGUUGUAGUAUCACUGAUCAAAACCCAAACAACUUUCAAAUUCCCUUUGCACUACAGCCCUUCCGAGAGACUGACGCCCUUUGUAGUGAUGCUGAGUCCUGUUAUGGUUCAGGCUCUGAGAGAAGUAGUUCUCUUCCUCCGAAAGAGGAAGUAGAAAUCAGUAUCCGUAGGUUAGAGUUGCAUGCUUACCGCAGAACUCUAGAAGCUUUGUAUGCUUCUGGUUCCUUGAGUUGGGAACAGGAAGCAUUGUUGACAAAUCUUCGUAUCAUGCUCCAUAUUACAAAUGACGAACAUUUGAUGGAGCUGAAGAACCUAAUCUCAGCUAAAACUGCUGAAAAUGUUAGAUAAUGGUAAAAAUAAGUGUGUCCUCAUCACUUUGUUUUGUAGACUCUUUUAGACGUGCAUGUUUGGUUUUGACAAUGUAAGAAUAAACUUUAUUGCGACUGUAAUUUCAGUUGUGGUUAUUAUAUCUUCUUGUGUUGAGACUGUUGCCAUUCUGUAUCUAAAAGGAUGUGUAUCAAAUUCUCAUAUACCAAUUAAUGUAGACAAAUUCUUCUCUAGACAUUGUUCAUUUUGCAUUGCUUUUACUGAUUCUGGUACUUGAAUAAUGAUCGAUUUUAUUCU